UGUUUUUGUUCUAUUGAUUCUAUUUAGAAUUGCAAGCUGAUUCUGCCCCCACUACUGAACCUUUGCAGCUGAAUAGCCACCAGCUGCAACUAUCACCUGUGACUUCCGGUUCCUGUGAGGCAUAUCCUGUGCCAUGGCACAAAAUGCCACCCCAACUUAUGAUUGCUGUUGAAGAAAAGAAAAGACCAAAACCUAAAGACAGAAGGGAACUUGUUCGCAUCAUCAUUGAUGAUGUUCUUGGGAAGGACCAAAAAAGGCCUGGAAGAGCUAAGUUGAGGAACAUUGCACAGCAGAUCAUAGAGCAAUAUCCCUGCUCUUUCCAAGACAGAGAGGUCAAUGGAUUAAAAGUUGUUGGAACAGGAUAUGAUUCUCUGUUUAUACAGCUUGAAAACAGAGUUGAAAAUGUUAUGAGACCAUUGAGCUUUGGUUCAACAAAGAGACAAUGCGAAGAUGAAAUGGCAUCACAGAAAAAGUCUUUGCCUUCAAAUCGCUAUGGUUGUGUGCAGUGGCAGCCAACUGCUGAGAAUGUGACAAACCUAAAAUUCACACAGGAACAACUGAAAACUGCCUUCCAAACAAAUCAUUUUCCAGAGUCUGAUGUUCGAAGAAUGAUGGCUGAAACCUAUAGCAUCCAGCGAGCAGCAAUCAACAGAGGAAACUCCAUCAGCAAGUUAUUAGAAGACUGGCCUUUUCUCUUUGAAGCAAUCCACCUGUUUGAUCACACAACCACCCUUCUUGGCUUCCCAGUACAAACCAGACUGGCAGAGGAAUUGUCAAAGAAAGAAAAGACAAUAAAGGACUUCCUUGGGUCCAGAGGGGUGGAUAUUCCAGGAAGUGAUGCUGUCCAGGUGAUUAGUGGAAUCGCAAAAUUCUUCAAGGAGAAACCAGCCCAACUAUUUUGUCAAAAUGAGCUGCUGCAUCCAGAGAGUCCUGAUCUUGACCUGCCAAGCACCCCAUGCAUCUUUAUAAUGGGUGAACAGCUUUUUAAAGUUGCUGUUGACCAAAUGAUUGUGAAUGACCACAUCAAGUCACCCAUCGCUGCCCUAAGCUACGCCUUCUCCAUGUUUUAUGUCUUGAACAUAAAAUAUCCAAAAGACAUGUCCCUGACACUGGAAUUUAUACAAAGAGUCUUUCUGGGCUUAAACCCCAAACGAGGGUCAAAGGCUGAAAUGAAGGGGAAGAAGCAUCAUCACAUUCCACCCCGACUGCUCAAGUUUGUAAAUGAACUGUAUGACUUUGACAGUCCAUGGAAAAUUUGAUUCUUGUAAAAGGUGAUGCUUCAUAAUGUUCUCUGUUAUGUUGACAGCAGUUCAGAAAAUAGUAGUUGGAUGUUGGUCCUUGUUUACACCUGUGAUUUUAAUCUUGUAAUGCAAAUUGCAAGAUUAAAAUUGUAUUUUUUUAAUGUUAGUGUUGGAUUGUGUUAAUUAAAUUAAACUUAACAAAAUUAUUAAAUUGACUUCAAAGUCUGGACUCAAGAAUGAACUUUACAUUGACCUUAACAACUUUAAAAAUAUGUUUGACUGAAUAUAUAAUUGAGAAUGCAAUUUGUAAUUAUAUUGUAAUGAUGUGUUGAUAUGGUAUUGAAAAACCAUGAACUGCAAAAUAAAAUUUGCAAAUGGA
Molecule: messenger RNA, 1620 nt
Organism: Xiphophorus hellerii (green swordtail)
Lineage: Eukaryota; Metazoa; Chordata; Actinopteri; Cyprinodontiformes; Poeciliidae
Exons: 5
Coding region: 144-1259 (371 amino acids)
Source: RefSeq, a predicted model, not a curated record